GUUCUCUCUGAGUCCCCAAAGUCAGCCUUGACAUCACAUCACCACCUCAUCAACCAUCUUCAUCACAUUCCCCAAUACCCUUCUCCCCAUCAUUUUCAUUUUCAUUGAUCCCUUCAGCAUUCCCCUGCCUUUUGGACGGUUUCUUUGAAGUCGUUUCCUGUGCCUCUGGACAGUACUUGUCACCCCCCUUCUUCUGCCCCAGCUACUCGCGCUGUUACUUAGCUGAGCUCCAAGCUUGGAAAAAGAUGCCGGCCGAGAGGCGUUCCCUGAGAUCGAACAGCAAGUCAGACACCUCUUCAUCUGCUAACGGUGAUAAAGCGCACUCCAACUCGCAGAGCUCCACUUCCAAUAAGGAUAAGCCCGCGCCCACCCGCGCCGCUGCUAACAAGGCCAAAUCGGCUCCUACUAAGAAAGGUGCUGCUACGAAUAACGCUUCGAACUCCGGUAUGGGCGAGCGUGACCAGCCGCACACCAACGGCUCCGAUAAGGUGGAGAAUGGCGUGAACGGUUCUGAGGAUGUUGAGAUGGGAGAGGAUACGGCAGUGCCCCCUACUAAGGGUUCGAGGUUAUCCGGCGAUCAAGGUCAGGAUAAGGAGGGUGAUGUGACUAUGGAUGGAGAGGAUGAAGAGUCCCACAAGCCCGAGUCAGAAGUUGACCCCAAGGUUAAGGCCAUCCAAGAUAUCAAGACCAACUUCACACUCCUCGAACGAGCUGUCACCCACUUCGACCCUAGAUUCACCCUCCGUGUCUUGCGGUCGAUAUCCUCGAUGCGCAAGCACAUCACCGCCGAUGUUCUAGCCGAAGUCAUUGUAGAGACCUAUCCUGCAUCAAGCCUCACCGCUUCUUUCUUGCUCAAUGCAAUUGACCGGGAGAGUGCUUUCGAGAGCGCUACGGCGAGCUCGAAGAUGGAGGUUGACUCGGAGAAGACCAAGUCUUCCUCCAAAGAGGUGCUGCCGGAGGUUGACACCUAUUUGUCGAUUCUGGUUCAGAUUUAUCUCUACGACAAGAAGGACGUCCAGGACGGUGCCAAGUUUUCGACAAAUGUCAUUGAGCGUUUGCGGACUCUGAACCGCCGUACUCUCGAUUCUCUUGCUGCUCGCGUGUACUUCUACUACUCCCUCUUCUUCGAGCAAAUCGCUCCCCUUCCCCCAUCGCCCGCUGCAACGGUCACCUCAAUCCGCCAGCCGUUGCUCACCGCGCUGAGGACCGCAGUCCUCCGGAAAGAUGCCGAUACCCAAGCUACAGUGAUCACGCUUUUGCUGCGCAAUUACUUGUCGACAUCCCACAUUUCGCAGGCCGACCUGCUUAUUUCGCACAACCGAUUCCCUCCCUCCGCGUCGAACAACCAGAUCGCCCGCUAUCUUUACUACCUGGGCCGCAUCCGUGCCAUCCAACUGCAAUACACCGAUGCCCACGGUCACUUGAUCGGAGCCACCCGAAAGUCGCCAUCCAGCCAGUGCGCGCGGGGAUUCUACCAAGCAUCCCACAAGCUGUUGGUGGUGGUUGAGCUACUGAUGGGUGAUAUUCCCGACCGUGCGAUUUUCCGACAGCCAGCCCUUGAACGUGCCAUGCACCCCUACUUCUUGCUUGUCCAGGCUGUGAGUGUGGGUGAUUUGGAUGGGUUCUUGAACAUUGUAAAUACGCAUAGUGCAACCUUCAGAAAAGAUGGCACUUACACCCUCAUCUUGCGGUUGAGGCAGAAUGUCAUCAAGACGGGUAUCCGGAUGAUGUCUCUGUCUUACUCUCGCAUCUCCCUGCGAGACAUCUGUCUCCGCUUGAGAUUGGACAGCGAGGAGUCAGCGGAGUACAUUGUUGCCAAGGCGAUCCGGGACGGUGUCAUCGAGGCUACUUUGGACCACGAGCGGGGCUUCAUGAAGAGCAAGGAAGUUGGAGACAUCUACGCUACCAGGGAGCCUGGUGAGGUGUUCCAUGAGCGCAUUAGGGCUUGUCUUGGUCUUCACGACGAGAGUGUCAAGGCGAUGAGAUUCCCCAUGAACCAGCACCGCCUUGAGCUCAAGAGUGCCCAAGAGGCCCGGGAACGUGAGAGAGAGUUGGCGAAGGAAAUCCAGGAGGGAGACAUGGAUGACGAGGAUGCCGCUCGAACCUUGUCGACCUCGGGGCUGAUGCUCGCAUCACGAACCACACCUUCUUCCACCCCGAUUUGCUAUCAGUGCCUUCGCAAUGACAUCCUCGCCGCCCAGAUUCAACCGCAGAUCAGAAAAUAUCACCCCUCCCGACGGAAAGAUGCCUCUCCUUUCGGUGCUGCGGUCUCCGCCGCUCAGACCAUCUUCAAAGGUCUACCUAAGGCGCCCCCAGGUAUUUCGGUGGACCCGUUGAGGAUGGUUGGCAAGGAGCUCAAGUUCCUGACGAAGAAUAUUCGACAAUUGCUGGGAUCUGGGCAUCCGGCACUUGACAAAGUGGCCAAAUAUUACACGCGGAGUGAAGGUAAACACAUGCGGCCGCUUCUGGUACUACUCAUGUCCCAAGCGACAGCAUUGGCUCCGCACGAGCACCGUCCGGGAAUGAAUACUUCAGCUACGGUCAAUGAUCCCAUCACCUCCCAUUCCGUUCUCUCCGAUGCGAAUCCCGAUACGAACCCGCUUGUGGCCAAAUCGGCGGAGGGCAGCUACGACUUCACAGGCGACGAAAAUAUCCUACCGACUCAGAGACGACUGGCCGAAAUCACCGAAUUAAUUCACACUGCUUCGCUCCUACACGACGAUGUCAUUGAUAACGCCGUUACUCGCCGCUCGUCUAGCUCCGCGAACCUGCAGUUUGGUAACAAGAUGGCAGUCCUGGCCGGAGACUUCAUGUUGGGUCGAGCUUCAGUCGCCCUGGCACGCCUGAGAGACCCCGAGGUCACGGAGCUUAUGGCCACAGUGAUUGCCAAUCUCGUCGAGGGAGAGUUCAUGCAAUUGAAGAAUACCGCCCAAGAUGAAUCAAACCCGGUUUUCACCGACGAGACUAUCUCGUACUACCUGCAAAAGACAUAUCUGAAGACUGGAAGUCUGAUUAGCAAGUCUUGCCGCUCUACUGCAGUGCUCGGUCACUGUUCUCCGGAGGUGAUUGAAGCGGCAUACUCCUACGGCCGCAAUCUGGGGUUGGCAUUCCAACUUGUUGAUGACAUGCUAGACUAUACUGUGAGUGGAGUGGAACUGGGAAAGCCUGCUGGUGCAGACUUGGAACUGGGUCUUGCUACUGCCCCGCUCUUGUUCGCCUGGAAGCAGAACCCUGAAUUGGGACCUUUGGUUGGCCGGAAGUUCAGCCAGGAGGGAGAUGUACAGAGGGCUCGCGAUCUUGUCUACCAGAGCAACGGUGUUGAGCAGACCCGGGAUCUGGCCCGUGAGUACGCCGACAAGGCCAUUGCCGCCAUUAGCGACUUCCCCGAUAGUGAAGCUAAGACUGGCUUGGUCCAAAUGUGCGAGAAGGCGAUGAACCGGAGGAAGUAAGACGAUUGGAGAAGAAGCCGACAUAUAGAAAUAUGUUUUGAACUGAAUGGCUGGACUGGGAUGGAGUCCUUUGCUAGCCAUGGAUCAGUCUGUAUUUGACAUUACGCAGAUAAGCACGAGUAUUGCGUGCUUAUCGACAUUAUCGAAUGUCCAUGUAUCAUUAUCGUGUAUAAUUGCUAUUAUUCUAGUUAUUCUUCUCUUUUCUGUUCGUUGUUGCUCGGCAUUGGAAGGCGGUUAUAUACAUAUGCUUUGAUGUUGAGAUGAAUCAAUGUAGAACAGACUAUAGAAUCAAUGCUGUAUACAGUUUCCUUUGCAUUUUAU
Messenger RNA from Aspergillus wentii DTO 134E9, 3770 nucleotides. Its product is annotated as proteasome regulatory particle lid subunit RPN3. Gene Ontology annotation, cellular component: proteasome complex; proteasome regulatory particle, lid subcomplex. Gene Ontology annotation, molecular function: enzyme regulator activity. NCBI's taxonomy places the organism in Eukaryota, Fungi, Ascomycota, Eurotiomycetes, Eurotiales, Aspergillaceae. The record is from RefSeq and is a predicted model, not a curated record. The transcript is spliced from 6 exons. Gene Ontology annotation, biological process: regulation of protein catabolic process; isoprenoid biosynthetic process; ubiquitin-dependent protein catabolic process. Bases 246 to 3449 code for a protein of 1067 amino acids.